Cryptococcus deneoformans JEC21 is the source of this 4883-nucleotide messenger RNA. RefSeq lists its product as hypothetical. Gene Ontology annotation, cellular component: Set1C/COMPASS complex. NCBI's taxonomy places the organism in Eukaryota, Fungi, Basidiomycota, Tremellomycetes, Tremellales, Cryptococcaceae. The transcript is spliced from 6 exons. The coding region runs from base 70 to 4521 and encodes 1483 amino acids. The record is from RefSeq and is a predicted model, not a curated record. Gene Ontology annotation, molecular function: histone H3K4 methyltransferase activity; RNA binding; protein binding.
UCGCGACAUUAUCCUCUUUUACCAAAUUUUAUUGAAUUUCGUCCCAUUCCAAGCUGCUCCGAGUCACAAAUGGCACCUCAUGAGAAAGGUGUCAAUCCAUCAGAGUCGCCCUCCGGCAGCCUCAAAAAGGCGCCACCUAGUGGCCCCAAAGCCCUCCGCGGCUUUGCGUCUCCUUCCGCGUUCCGCAACGCUGAUAUCGGCAAUGGCUUACUGCAACACCGUGGCGAAGAUGAGAGAAUCUCUUUCGCGUUUCCCAGGAAGGGAAAGGAAAGCCUCGACAGAAACGGAGAGCGGCCGGCACCAAUGAGUUUGGAGAGCAGAUUGGGUCCCCCUGUCAGUCGCUUCAACCGCCCUGUAGGUGGCGACAGCUUGGAGAGAGGUAAUGGAAAGGGGGGCUGGGAUAAUAGGGAUGAAAGAACUAGUGCAAGUUCUUCCUCAAUUCACAGAAUAAAUAAGGAGAAAAUUCGCCCUCGGUCUGAUUUCAUCGAGUCUAGUGCGAACCUUUAUUCUGAAGAUGAUCGCAAUCGUGAUCGAGGCAGAUAUCAUGAGCGCGACAGGUCUAGAGGAACAAACGGAGAUAGGGGGGGGGGAGAAGGUCACAGUCAUAGGGAACCUGGAAGGGGGAAAGAGCAUCAGAAUGGGCAAGGGAGAGAUAGGAGCCUUUACAGAGACCAUUCAAGAGAGAGAGAGAGCUCGCGUGACGAGCGCGACAGGUACAGCGAAGAGUACAAACAUCAGCGUAGCAAGGCCAGAUUUUCCCCAAGUCCAAGUCCUGAACGUAGUAGACUUAAGUCAUCUUUAGGCAGGCACCGGUCACCAGUUUCGGUCUCAUCGUCCUCCUCGUCCUCCGCCCGCUCGCCUCCACCCGUGCAGAAUCGAGAACCUUUAAGAUAUAAUGGCUCUCAAUCUAAAAAUGGGGAGAAAGAGCUUUCAAAUGGAUUGCUUGAGAACUCAAUUUCCCGAUCCGGGGUCAGUAUCGCUGUGCCGAGAAAGCUGGAAACUAAGCAAUUAGUUCGCCCUUCGCCCCCUCAUGUCAAUCUCAAGUCUACCAUACAGGAUAAUCCAUCUCCACCAACUGGCAAAUAUCCCCCUUCACCGCCUUCUUUAGAUAUACUUUCGAAACCAUCCUGCAAUCGUGAACCUCUUCCGGAUCAGCGUCCACCCACCCCGCCACUACCGGAAAAUUCAUCGCCCACAUCUCCAUCCCUUGAAUCGUCAAGGUUUGAUCAAAAUCAACACCUCUUACCUGAUGAGUUACCUCUACCGCCCCUCUCUAUAUCAUUUCCCCAGAAACCAGUCUCAUCAUCAUCAUUGUCUCGUCUCUCUUCUCUAUCCGCCGCUCUGUCACGACCUAACCCUCUCGACAAAGACGGUACUUCGAUGCCGCCGUCUUUCCACUUCAGAGAAAUAUCUACUCGUCACCAGAGACUUUCUCCUCCAAAUAAUGCCGAAAAUCAAUUACCGGAAACGUCCAUUAUACCACCUCCACCGUCUGAGACUGUACCAGAACCCCCGUGGAUUCGUCCCCCAUACAUCCCCCCUCCUUGCACCAAGCAUCGUCCGGGAAUAGGCAACUUUUUUAUCACCAAUCUUAGAGAAAAAGUGGAAGAUAAAUCAGGGAAAGAAGAGAAGAGGGUUGAUGGGAUGGAAGGCGGAAAAGUUGUGCAGGUGACAGAUCCGAGACUGUCAAUGACGGAGGAACAGCGAGGGAGGGGAAGAGGGAGCUCAAAGCAAAGAGCGGCGUUUUACGAGUUGACUUACGAGUGGGAUUUGUAUUCCGUUACUCCCAAACCUCCUUCACCACCGACGGCUGUCUUGAUCACAGGCCUUGGUCCUCUGACUACGGUUGACCAGAUUACCAAAUUUUUGCGACCCCAUGGCCGCAUCAAAGAGAUUGACUCUAAAGUUGACCGGAAAACAGGCAUGCAGCUUGGAAUAUGUUGGGUCAAGUUCGAGGGACCCCCUUUGGGUCGUCCUGGUACCGCGCACGAUGUAGCAAGUAUGGCCGUCAAGGUGUGUGAUGGAAAGAAGAUAAGCAUGGGAGGCGAGCGAAUCAGAGUGGUGUUGGACGGCAGGGGGAAGAGAGCAGAACAGGCGGUGAAAGAAGAGAUGGAAAGGAGGUAUCCUCCUAAGAAGCCUUCUGCGUUGCCAAGCGACAUGAAGGUGACACCCCUGUCCGGGACAGCAAUGGCUACGACGUCCAGACCUCCAAAUGCUCCAAAUGCAAGCACUCCUUUGAUCGAUAAGCAGACAUUUGAUACGUCUGCCAAAGCUCCGAUUAUUAGACCUGGCGUACUGAAGCCUUUAGGACAGAAGAUGUAUCAUCGCCCAUCAGCUCCUCCCCUCGUCUUCAACAAUCACCGAUUCCGCGAUGAAUCAUUCCUUAAUAGACCAUUCAAUGCCGGUGCAGGAAUGAUAUCGCAGCAGCAAAUGGGAUAUAAGAUACUACCAGGGAAACCAGUGCAACAGUUGGCGUCUAGCUUCACAAGCGCGCCAUUCGUCAGACAUCCACGGGAAAGGAGAGAAGACAGUUGGACCAAUGAACGCGGCAGGCGAUUGAAAGGAGAAUCAUCUACCCGCCAUUGGCGCGCGAGAUCGCUGUCACGAUCUUCUUAUUCUUCCUACUCUUCAUACUCUUCCUAUUCUGAAGAGAGUGAGGAAGAGCGACCCCGGCAUCCCACGAAAGUACCAUAUCCUCAGAGGAAACGCCUUGCCACAGGACCGAGCAAAGAGGACGAGUAUAAAAUGGAAGAUGUUAGGGAAGCAAUCAGGGAGAAUGGUCACCCAUGCGUAUUUAUUGACGCUAAGUCUCUACCCGCUGCAAGAGAGUAUGAAAGUUAUUUGAGGGAUCACUUCAAGGCCUUCAGGCCGACAGAGAUUAUUCAUAGCCAUUUGGGCUGGUACAUUCUUUUUGCCGACGAUACCACUGCAUAUAGGGUCCAGCGCGUAUUGGACACCACAGCGGUACAAGGUCAUCGCUUAUCGCUUGUUGUCCAUACAUCUUCCGGACCUCGUGCGCAAACAGACGCCUCAGAACCUGUGACCGGUGGUGUAGGGGAAAGCAAAAAGGGCAACUGGCGAUAUUUGACAAUCACGAAAAAGUCUCGACCAAUGCCUGCUGUGAAGAAGUCGGGAAAGUCUGCGACCAUCAGGAGGAAGGUAUACUCACCUUCAGUAUCUGGUAGCGACGACGAUGAUGAGCAAGUGCCUGUUAUGGCUCAGAACAGGAAACGGGCUCCAUCAUAUGCAAGCUCGACCUCGCCACUUUCAGAAGAUGACAGGCCGUUUGCCCGUUCGGUCCAAAGGGAGGAAAGAGAUAUCGACAAGGAAGGCAAGUUUUCUCUUAUUGGAAAAAAGGAAGAUGUAGUAUCAGUUAAGGCGGCCAAAGGUCCAAAGAGUAAAACGAUCAGAGUGGACUCUGACGAAGUGGAAGAAAAUCAAGGAGUCCCAUUGGCCAGCAUUGGGGAAGUCACAAAGGCGGAAGGAAAGCAGGAUGAUAGUACGGUCGUCAAGCUCGAGACAUUACUUUCUGAGAGUAUCUCUGAGCUUACCAAAGGCAAAAAGAGACCUACCAAAGCGAAGGGAGGGAAGGCUACAAAGAAAGUACGCCUUGACCAAGAAGCCGACGAUGCGGCUACGAAAAUCCAAAUCGACGAAGAUAUUGUACCUCAACCACCCAAGAAAAAGAAAGUCGUUAAAACUGAGGUCGAUAAACUUUUGGCUUCCGGUGUACUUAUGGAUGAAGAAGAUGCGUACUGGCUUGGUCGAGUAUUAGCCGCCCAGGAAGAUGGCCUCGAGCCGAUUUGGUCGGAUGGCGAAGAAGACUUGGUCGAUGAAGGCCACCCUCUCUUUCACAAGUCAGGGGCUUGGCGAGCUGAAGGGUGGAAGAAAGUUGCCCAAGUGCAAAAGUCAAGAUAUCUUCCGCAGCGCAACCGAGCUGUCGUCAACUCCGAGGAUGUCGGAGGGAUCACUACAGGCAGGACGGCUCGUCUUGCUGGCCGUGAUCAGCACCGACAAACAGCAGCAGUUGCUGCUAAUAAUACCGUCGAAAGCGAUCUGUUUGCAUUCAAUCAAUUGCGUAUCAGAAAGAAGCAGCUUAGAUUCGCGAGGUCAGCAAUUGAAGGAUAUGGGCUGUAUGCGAUGGAGACGAUCCAUGCCGGGGAAAUGGUUUGCGAAUACGUGGGUGAUUUAGUGCGGGCCACCGUGGCGGAUGUGCGGGAGCAGCGAUAUCUAAAACAGGGGAUUGGAUCAUCGUAUCUCUUUAGAAUUGAUAACGAUAUCGUUUGUGACGCCACCUUCAAAGGAUCAGUAAGCCGGCUUAUCAACCAUUCAUGCGAUCCGUCGGCCAACGCCAAAAUCAUUAAAGUCAAUGGACAAUCGAAAAUCGUUAUAUACGCUGAGCGAACCCUUUAUCCCGGAGAAGAGAUUCUGUAUGAUUACAAAUUUCCGCUGGAAUCUGAUCCAGCACUCCGAGUGCCUUGCCUUUGUGGCGCCGCGACUUGCCGAGGCUGGCUCAACUGAAAGCAACCUUGUGGACUCUGAUGGAUGGAUAGUGAAUGUUUUAUGUUGUAAUAUUUACUGACGUAUCAUGACGAAUGAUAAUGACUGGGUUGUGGCAAAUAGUAGUAGCUGCGAGUACUGGCGACAUCAGCAUUUGAAGAGCAAAUCGUAGUAUAGCACAGUAUAUUAGUUUCGAUCUAGCAUAUCAGUAUGAUGAGAAACUACAUCAUUGGCUCCCUACCGAAACGGCUAUUAUUGUCACGACAGCAGACAACCUUGAUCAGUCCGGCAGCUAAGCAUCAACGUUGCGCUAUUAGACUUCUUUCUUUUAGAAUUGUAGCACCAUUCAAUUGCUCAGGACUCCUGUUCAUACGCAGCGUUGU